Pecten maximus is the source of this 3203-nucleotide messenger RNA. RefSeq lists its product as uncharacterized. NCBI's taxonomy places the organism in Eukaryota, Metazoa, Mollusca, Bivalvia, Pectinida, Pectinidae. The record is from RefSeq and is a predicted model, not a curated record. The coding region runs from base 869 to 1987 and encodes 372 amino acids. The transcript is spliced from 4 exons.
CUUUUGUGUUUAUUCAGUUAUGGUGCUUCCACUUCAUGUUAUACUGCCAUGUUUAAACAGAAAUAACCUACUAAUACGUACGACAAAACAGGUGUCUACAAGAUAAUCAAGAUAACCGAUCAUGUGUAUUAGUUUCAGUUUGUUUCAAGUGACGCAGACAUGAGACUUCGGAAGUUCUUACCAUACCCCCACAGGGAAGGGACGUAUAGCUUCUAAAUUAUAGAUAUAACCACAGGUGCCUGACUCGUUUUAUAAAAUAAUAACAUUUUAUAUGUACUCUAUAUGUUAUUAUUUUAUAAAACGAGUCAGGCACCUGUGCAUGGGCCUAUAUUUAUAUAUCAGCAGGCACAUGUAUAAUCAAGACAGUAUUUGCAUACACAAUAUGUAUAUAAUACAUGUUGCAUAUUGGUUUUUCCUAUUUUUAUACAAUUUUAACUUUCCCUCACAUUUUCGUUCAUUUCCCUGAAUUAUGACUGUGCAAUUGUAUUUAUUACCCAAGUAGAUUUCCCUUGGUCCCUUAAUUCUACCUUUUUAAUUUUGACUUGGAUCAGGAAAACAAAAUGUUGACAGGCAGGCAUAAUAGAUUUUUAACAAUUGGAAGUUUGAUAUUGCUAUUUCUCGAGAAUUACAGUACUUGACAGAUAUGUCCUUAAAUUGAUGAGUAUAUAUAGGUACCUUGGUCCUUAGUUGUCCCAGUUCAAUUUUGAGCCAGAUCUGGAUAUCAAAAUAGCUGACAUGGAGCCAUCUAACCAGGUUAAAGGACACAAAGAUGUGAGGGACUACAAUAAAAUGGGACACUACCACUGAGAUGGUGGAUAUUAACAGUUGAGUCCUAGCUAUAUAUAUAUAGCUGGCCUUAAUUGUCACAAUGCAACCAGAGGACAUUACAAACAAACCAUACUUCUUCUCUAACUUCAGGAACACUGCUGAGGUUUCAGAGUUUCUGAAGCUGAAAGCUAAGGGCGCAGCAGGAGUAUUCCUUGUGCGACCAAGUUUUAAGAACCCUCAAAACCUUACUGUGUCUGUAGUUGUGAAGGAUAAGACGGUGCGCCACACUAACAUCAUAGUGGACAACACACAAAGCUGUCGUACCUACUACCUUGUGAAGGAAAAGCAGUUUUGCAAUUUACAAGAUUUGCUGGAAUAUUACAGAACAAAUGAUGUUAAGAAUCUGGAAAAGGUGAACCAUGUUCGGUUUUUGAGCCCUGUGCUGCGGCCCAACAGAGGAAGCAGUCAAGAUGACAGCUCCUCCAACUCAAGUAGUACAUUUCAUCAACCACAAUCUCCUGUCCAACUUCCUACUAACAGACCACCCCUCCCAGAACGUCCAGCGACCCUCCAGCGUCGCCUUGGUAGCGUUAGCAGCCAGAGCUCUUUGUUGAAUGCAUCUUCCUCUAUGCAAGAAUUAUCUCCAAUGGGUUACCCUAUGAGCCCACCAAACGUAUUUGCUGCAGGUUUCUUCCAGGACUCAUUUUCACCUUCCGCGCCUGGUACAAUUGAAGAUCGGCCUCCCGCACCUCUUCCGGGAGGUCACAAGACAGGAGGACUAUAUUACUCAACCCCAAGGGAUGUGAAUGAGGAUAUCAGUGAUAGACUGAAAGAAGUUUUAAAACAAAAUGACCGCUGUGACUGUGGGAUUCCUCGUGACAUGGCUGACAUGCCUCAAGGUUGGACUGUGCACAAAAGUAAAGAUGCUGGUACCUAUGGUAGACUUUUUUUUCAAAACGUUCAAGGUGUGACUACCUGGAAGAUUCCUCUUGAGGUUCAACAGUGUAUGACAGUGCAGCAAAAUUAUAAUAUCAGAACCCUUACUGAAAUGUUUUCAAACCAGCGGCAAGUAUCUUCAGGUGGUAUGCACACCUACCUGGAGUCCCCUGCCAACUCCACAGGAAGUGAUGCCAGUGACUUUAGGUCAAAUUCUGGGCGCAGGGCCAACAUUGCUGUGUUUAAUGGUCAGAAUCCAAACAUAAGCUCCACAAAUUUCUGAUCUGAUGAUCCACCAUUUACUUGAUACAAUGAAGAAAACAAGAAAUGUUACAUUUCUGUUGAAUAUGAUGUAAUACAUAUAUUUUUUACUAUGUAUAUUUCAGUUUAUUGGAAAUUUUUCACAACACUGACCAUGUAAAGUUUUAACAUACAUCAAUUCUGUUGGCAUCGAUCUGUUGAAUUCAUCAUGGUAGAAAAUUGUACAAGGAGCUUGCUACACGUAUAGCAUAUAUAUAGAUUUUUAUGAUAACAGGCCAAUAAUUCACGGUGCAUAGAUAUAUAAAUUUCCUUAAGUAAGCCAGUUUGUAAUAAUUGGACAUUUUAUAUCUUGGUGCUUUGAUUUAUUAACACAAAAAUAUGGCUCAUACUAAAGCAUCGUAAAUUUCAACAAUGUGUUUUACUCACAGUAAAUUAGAACAAUUUCCUUCAGCUUGUAAAAUUACUUAUUAUGUCUGAUUUUACUUAAUAAUGGCCAUUUGACUGGGUUCUGUUAGGGCUAUUCCAUUAAAAUAUCUACCUGACCCCAGGAGUCCAAAAUAAAUCACUUCUAUCCAUGGUUGAAUUUCUAUAAGAUCUAGUAAUUUAUUCAAUAAAUUCUAUGGGUGGUACCCCUUAACAAAGCCUGGAGUCCUGGAGUGGGAGAGAGGUUUUACUGGAAUAGCCCUAAUUAUCUGUUCUUGAUCAGUCACUUAAAAAUUAAUUGUGAUACAUGUAUAUGUAAGCAAUGUUAGAGUUCAACUGAAUGUAUGAUGUCGUGUGGUGGUCACAGCUACUUAUACUCAUUACAGAUUAAUUCUUUGAUAUCUUUAUUUUAUGUAUUUUAAUUGCAUAAUUUGUUAAACAUUUGUUUUUGAAGAUGUAUAUAUAUUGUUAUUUUUGUGAUCAAAUACCUAUAAACUGCGACUUUUUUUCUGUAUAGUUGAAUCGUGGAAGAUAAAUGUGACCUGUAUGAAUUAAGUUGUUGUAUUAUAAGAGAGGUUGUAAAUGACCAUUUUUAAAGGUGUUUAUUAAUACAUCAGACUUGUUCUUAUCACAUUGUGAGAACAUAGAUUACAGAAUAUUGGAUUAUUUUAAUGAAACCUUUUUGUCUAGAGUUUUGGGUGAUUCAGUUUAAUGGUGUCAUUUACAUAAAACAGAGAUCUGUUCUGCUACCUUAUAAACAGAUUUGUAAAUAUUUCGGUGAUUAUGAUUUCUCCCAUUAUUAUUCUCUUGUGUCC